Podarcis muralis (Common wall lizard) is the source of this 5909-nucleotide messenger RNA. RefSeq names its product vigilin-like. The record is from RefSeq and is a predicted model, not a curated record. Gene Ontology annotation, molecular function: mRNA binding. Lineage: Eukaryota; Metazoa; Chordata; Lepidosauria; Squamata; Lacertidae.
GCGUGUCCGAGCCGCGCUCCUUGUCAGUCGGCGCCGGGAAGCGGCAGGGGGCGGAGGCUGCGGCAAGAGCAGCAGCAGCGGCGCCGGCGGUGGAGGAGUCGGAGCAGCCUCCACCACCCGCCUCCCCCUCGCGGCUUCUUCUCCUUCCCCUCCUCCUACUAUUCCUCCCGGCCUCGGCGGCGGCCGCCGCAGCCACCGCCACGCUGAGCCUCCAGCAGCGGGACUCGCCGCCGCCGCCACAGCAGCAGCAGCGCAGGACCAAAGCAGCCGUCACGCUGAAGCGCCACAGGUAGCCUCGUUCAGGACGGACCCUUCUGGCACUUGACCAUUUUGCAGUGGAAUACCGGAAACGCGCAAAUCUGGGUUUGAAGCUAUGAGCUCGGUAGCAGUGUUAACACCCGAAAGCUUUGCUGAGCACCGCAGCGGGCUGAGGGAUGAAGAAACACGAGGUGGUGUCCCAGAGGAUGAGGCCUACAUCCCCACUUACUUGGAAGCCUUUCCGCCACUCCCAGAAAAGGGAGCCCCCGGGGAAAAGUCCAGUGAGCUUACGGGAGUAUGGAACAAAAUCCGGCCUAUCAAAUCCUCUGUCAUCACCCAGGUGUUUCACGUCCCCCUGGAAGAGCGACGCUACAAGGACAACAGCCAAUUCGGAGAAGGUGACGAGGCCAAGGUGUGCGUGGACAUCAUGCAGAAGACCGGGGCUCAUAUUGAGCUCUCCUUGGCCAAGGACCAGGGCCUGUCCAUCAUGGUGACCGGCAAACUGGACUCCGUCAUGAAAGCUCGGAAGGAAAUAGUCGCUCGGCUUCAGACCCAGGCUUCAGCUACUGUCACAAUCCCCAAGGAACACCAUCGCUUUGUGAUCGGCAAGAACGGCGAGAAACUACAGGAGCUCGAGCUGAAGACGGCCACCAAGAUCAACAUCCCGCGGCCUGAGGACCCCAGCAACCAGAUCAAGAUCACGGGCACCAAAGAAGGCAUCGAGAAAGCACGGCACGAGAUCUUACUCAUCUCGGCAGAGCAGGAUAAGCGGGCCGUGGAGCGCUUGAACCUGGAGAAAGCCUUCCACCCUUUCAUUGCUGGAGCCUUCAACAAGGUGGUCCAGGAGAUCAUGCAGGAGACCGGGGCUCGCAUCAACAUCCCGCCGCCCAGCGUCAACAAAGACGAGAUCAUCAUCACCGGCGAGAAGGAGCCGGUGGCCCAGGCACUCCUGCGGAUCCGCAAGAUCUACGAGGAUAAGAAGCGCAAGACGACCACAAUCUCGGUGGAGGUGAAGAAGUCCCAGCACAAGUACAUCAUCGGCCCCAAAGGCAACACCCUGCAGGAGAUCCUGGAAGCCACCGGAGUCUCAGUAGAGAUGCCGCCCCUGGAAAGCAGCUCGGAAACAAUCAUCCUCCGAGGGGAGCCCGACAAGCUGGGUCCCGCUCUGACUCAGGUCUACGCCAAGGCGAAGAGUGUGAUGGUAGCUGAAGUAACCGCCCCAGCCUGGUUACAUCGUUUUAUAAUUGGAAAGAAAGGACAGAACAUUGGCAGGAUCACCCAGCAGCUUCCGAAGGUUCACAUCGAAUUCACGGAUGGUGACGAGAAGAUCACGCUGGAAGGACCCACCGAAGAGGUGGAGCUGGCUCAGAUGCAGAUCCAGGAGAUUAUUCGGGACCUGCUCGGCCGAAUGGACUACACCGAAGUGCUCAUCGAUCAGCGGUUCCAUCGUCACCUGAUAGGGAAGAAUGGAGGCAACAUCAACCGCAUCAAGGAACAGCACAAAGUCUCCGUCCGCAUCCCGCCCGACAACGAGAAGAGCAACCUGAUCCGGAUUGAGGGAGACCCGCAAGGGGUUCAGCUGGCCCGCAAGGAGCUGCUGGAGAUGGCUGCUCGCAUGGAAAACGAACGCACAAAGGACCUCAUAAUCGAGCAGCGCUUCCACCGGACCAUCAUUGGGCAGAAAGGCGAGAAAAUCAAGGAGAUCCGUGACAAGUUUCCUGAGGUUAUCAUCAACUUCCCAGACCCCUCUCAGAAGAGCGACAUCGUGCAGCUACGUGGGCCCAAGAACGAAGUGGAAAAGUGUGCCAAGUAUCUCCAGAAAGUCAUUGCGGAGCUGGUUGAAAACAGUUUUUCUAUUCCAGUCCCUAUCUUCAAGCAGUUCCACAAGAACAUUAUUGGGAAAGGAGGCGCCAACAUCAAAAAGAUUCGAGAGGAAACCAAUACCAAGAUUGACCUCCCCACAGAAAACAGCAACUCGGAGGUGAUCCUGAUCACUGGGAAGAAGGCCAACUGCGAGUGCGCCCGGGACCGCAUCCUGGCCAUCCAGAGGGAGCUGGCUAACAUAAAAGAAGUGGAUGUGUCUAUACCAGCCAAGCUGCAUAACUCCCUGAUUGGGGCCAAGGGGCGGCUAGUGCGCUCCAUCAUGGAGGAGUGUGGCGGGGUGCACAUCCACUUCCCUUCCGAGGGGUCGGGCAGCGACAAGGUCACCAUCCGAGGGCCUGGCGAGGAGGUGGAGAAAGCGAAACGGCAGCUGCUGCAAAUCGCGGAGGAGAAGCAAAUCAACAACCACUCGGCAGAGCUGCACGCCAAGCCAGAGUACCACAAAUUCCUAAUCGGGAGAGGGGGCGCCAACAUCCGCAGAGUGAGGGACCGCACCGGUGCCCGCAUCAUCUUCCCCAGCCCCGACGACAAGGACCAGGAGAUCAUCGCCAUCGUGGGGAAGGAAGAUGCGGUGCGGCAAGCCCAGCACGAGCUGGAAAGCCUCAUUUGCAACCUGGAUAACGUCAUCGAGGAUUCCAUGAUGGUUGACCCCAAGUACCACCGCCACUUUGUGGCGCGCCGGGGGCACGUGCUGCGGGAGAUUGCGGAAGAGUACGGCGGGGUUGCGGUGAGCUUCCCCCGGACGGGUGUCCAGAGCGACCGCGUGAUGCUGAAGGGAGCGAAGGACUGCGUGGAAGCUGCCAAGAGACGCAUCCUGGAGAUUAUCAGCGACCUGGAAGCCCAGGUGGUCCUCGAGUGCGUCAUCCCGCAGCGCUUCCACCGGGUCGUCAUGGGAGCCAAAGGUUACAAGGUGCAGCAGAUCACUCGGGACCACGACGUCCUGAUCAAGUUCCCGGAGCGAGAUGACAAUUCAGGUUCAGAAGCACAGUCUCAGGAAAACGGCGACAUCAGCCCCGAGCUGGACUCUGCCCCCCGCAAAUGUGACACCAUCCUUAUCUCGGGGCGCAAGGAGAAAUGCGAGGCGGCGCGGGCAGCUCUGCUGGCUCUGGUUCCCAUCACAGUGGACGUGGAGGUCCCCUUUGACCUCCAUCGCUACAUCAUUGGGCAGAAGGGAGCCGGCAUUCGCAAGAUGAUGGAGGAGUAUGAGGUGAACAUCUCAGUGCCCCAGCCUGAGCAGCAGUCGGACGUCAUCAAGAUCACAGGCUUGGUCCCCAAUGUGGAGCGGGCCAGGGCCGGCCUCCUGGAGAGGGUCAGGGAGCUGCAGGCAGAGCAGGAAGACCGGGCGUUGCGUGGCUUCAAGCUGACGGUGAGCGUGGAACCCAAAUACCACCCAAAGAUCAUUGGCAAAAAAGGGGCGGUCAUUUCCCAGAUCCGGAAGGACCAUGAUGUCACCAUCCAGUUCCCGGAUAAGGGGGAUGAGAAUCAGGACCUCAUCACUAUCACCGGCUACGAGAAGAACGCCGAGGGGGCCCGGGACACCAUCUUGAAAAUUGUGGCCGACCUCGAGGAGAUGGUCAGCGAAGAUGUCCGCUUGGAUCACCGGGUUCACGCCCGUAUCAUUGGCGGGAGGGGCAAAGCCAUCCGCAAGCUUAUGGAGGAGUUUCGGGUCGACAUCCGCUUCCCUCAGCCGGGUUCCAGUGACCCUGACAGAGUCACGGUCACAGGGCUGCCGGAAAACGUGGACGACGCUAUAGACCACAUGCUCAACUUGGAAGAGGAAUAUAUGAUGGACGUGGUGGAGACCGAAGCCAUGGCUGCGUAUAUGAAGCCUCCGUCCCGCUUGGAAGAGGAGCCCCGGGGCCCGGCCAAGGGCUUUGUGGUGCGCGAUGCCCCCUGGAACGCGUCUGGGAACAAGGCCCCAGAUGUGAGCAGCGCCGAAGAGUUUCCCGUCUUCGGCACCGGCGUGGUCCCCAAGCAGACGUCUGUCUGGGGCCCCAAGAAGUUCUGAGGCAGCGGCGACGCACUGCCAGCCAAGCACGGCUCCCACCUUCCUUGGGCAUCGUGGCAGCUUUCUCGCGCCAUCAACUCCUCUCGCUGUCGGGAUGUGGCAGAUUCUUCUUCCUCCUCCUCCUCCUCCUCCUCCGCCUGCACUCUCUCUUUCCGUGACUCUGUGCAAUCCAUUAACCAAUCAAAAGCCAUAGCCAGCCCUCUUUCCACCUCCCCACCGCCCUCCUUUUCCUUCUCCUCGUCUAGCCAAAGCAGGCCAGGUUGUAAGCACACAAGUGGAAACGAGCCUCAUGUGACUAACUCGUUCUUUCUUUCUUUCUUUCUUUCUUUCUUUCUUUCUUUCUUUCUUUCUUUCUUUCUUUCUUUCUUUCUUCUCUCUCUCUCUCUCUCCAUGCCAAAUUUCAGGGCAUUAGUCUCUCCUGGCCAAAUUUGGCUGUAACACCCCUACUUCCCCCUCCCGGCUGAAAAAGGAGGAGGCAAGGACCCCCUUUCUUCCCUGUCUCCAACUCUGUCCUCCCAGGUGUAGGAUACUCGUACGGUCCACACACACCUGAACCAAGGGGAAGGGCCGAAUGUUUUAGGGGGACUCAAAGGACAGGCAGCUCUCUUGUACUGCCACUCCUAACUUGAUUGCAUCGCCCUUCCUUCUAGCCAGCCAGCCUGCCUGUUAAUCGCUUCUCCUCCAAGCUUGCAAAUAGCCCCUCUCCCGGGCGACAAACCGUUAAGAUUUGAGCUGCACCAUAGAGACAGGUUUGCGGGAAUCUGUGCAUGAACGUGUGGACCUCUGGAAGGAGACUUCCGGCUCCUGUGACCAGAAGGAACUCUUCAGAAGCAGGGAGCACUUAGAAACUUUGGCACUCGGCAGUCUUCUGUCUCCUCCCCCACCCCCACUUUCCCCACCCGAUCUUUCUCAUCUCAUGGCACAGUGUAGACUAGCCUUGCCAACCUGGCUCUCUCCAGGUGUUCUGGACAGCAGCUCUGACCCAGGUGGGAGCUGCUGACCGAGACAUCGGGGGAAAGGAGCGCCAGCCGAGGUUGGCAAAAGCUGGUGUCGGGUCUGUUAUGACUUGCUCCUUUUCUUUUCUUCUCUUUCCAUUUUCAACCUCCCUUUCUCUCUCGCGCUUUUUCCUCUUUCCCCUCCCUCGUGUCUUCCUCAAGAUGCACUUGCUUUGAAACAUUAGGGGGGAAAUAUGCAACAUUGAACAAAAGAGAAAGUUUAAGAGCCAAGCUCUUUUUCUUCUCUUCUCUUCUCUCUCUCUCUCUCUCUCUCUCUCUCUCAUUCAGUUUCUAGUCCACAUCCAAUUUCUCCAGAUUUUUAAACUGUGACUUCUGGACUGUGUGUGUCUGCCUGAGUGAUUGUGUGUGUGUGUGUGUGUGUGUGUGUGUGUGGUGGAGAUGCGAGUGAGUUUAGUGGCUCCACCGACCCAACUAACCCCCGUCCCCUCUUUUUUUCUUUUUUUUUGCUGUGUCAACAUGACAAGGCAAAAAAAAUAAGAGAAAAGCUAUAGUGGAGCAACGUAACCAAGUUUUUGUUUUGUUUCUUUUUGAAGGCAGGGUUUCUGGGGAGAAAUAAAGAGAAUUUAACAAAAAUAAAAAUGGCAGAGAACACUAUUGGCCUUAAAAGAAAAGAAAAAAACAAAAGAGAGUAAAGGGGGGGGAGGAACUUAAUGUUUAAGGAAAUAUGCAAACUCUGUAGGUCACAUGAUGGUGACUGUGGACUUUUCUAAUUCCAAAUAAAAAUGGAGCGAAAAACUGAGCGGCAA